This is a messenger RNA of Colletotrichum spaethianum, 1401 nucleotides long. RefSeq names its product ethanolamine-phosphate cytidylyltransferase. Gene Ontology annotation, cellular component: cytoplasm. Gene Ontology annotation, biological process: phosphatidylethanolamine biosynthetic process. The transcript is spliced from 4 exons. NCBI's taxonomy places the organism in Eukaryota, Fungi, Ascomycota, Sordariomycetes, Glomerellales, Glomerellaceae. The record is from RefSeq and is a predicted model, not a curated record. The coding region runs from base 1 to 1401 and encodes 466 amino acids. Gene Ontology annotation, molecular function: ethanolamine-phosphate cytidylyltransferase activity.
AUGGUGAACUCCGACCCUGAGCAUCCCCCUGGCGAGCCGGCCCCUGAGAUCCUCGAGGAGCGCAUCUGGAUCGAUGGCUGCUUCGACUUUUUCCACCACGAGCCAGUCUUGCUGAUGAUCAUCGUAGGCCAUGCCGGAGCCAUCGUGCAAGCCCGCCAGCUGGGCAGCGAGCUGUACAUCGGUGUCCACUCCGACGAGGCCAUCCUCGAGAACAAGGGCCCGACAGUCAUGAACCUGCAAGAGCGUUGCGCCGUUGUCACUCACAUCAUCAGCCUGGCCGCCGUCGACGCCUGCCGCUGGGUCACAAAGUCCAUCGGCCGGGCCCCCUACGUCACGCAGCUCGAAUGGAUCAGCCACUACGGCUGCAAGUACGUCGUGCACGGCGACGACAUCACCUCGGACGCCGACGGCUACGACUGCUACCGCUUCGUCAAGGAGGCCGGCCGCUUCAAGGUCGUCAAGCGCACCCCGAGCAUCUCCACCACCGACCUCGUCGGCCGCAUGCUCCUGUGCACAAAGACCCACUUCAUCAAGUCCCUCGAGAAGCAGCUCGCCGGCGAGGAGGGCCAGGGCACCUCCGAGGCCGCCAUCAAGGCCGAGGCCGAGGCCAUGACGGAGCGCAUGAAGCUCUACGCCACCGACGAGACGGGCAAGAACCCCGGCGUCGAGGUGUGGUUCUGGUCCGCCUCCGGCGAGGCCAAGGCCGAGGCCGUCGUCGAGGAGAAGGGCGACUUUAGACGGUUCCUGCCCGGCAAGGGCCCGAAGCCUGGCCAGCGCGUCGUCUACGUCGAUGGCGGCUUCGACCUGUUCUCCAGCGGACACAUUGAGUUCCUGCGCCGGGUGGUUGAGGCCGAGGAGGAGCUGGCCCGCAAGGAAGGAUGGUACUCGGAGCAGGCCAUCAACGAGCGCGUCGGCAAGGGUGGCGACUACCCGCCCGCGUACGUCGUGGCCGGCAUCCACUCGGACGAGGAGAUUAACCACUGGAAGGGCAUCAACUACCCCAUCAUGAACAUUUACGAGCGCGGACUGUGCGUGUUGCAGUGCAGGUACGUCAACGCCGUCGUCUUCGGCGCGCCCUUCUCGCCGACCAAGGCCUACCUCACGGCGCUGCCGUGGGGCACCCCGGACGCCGUGUACCACGGCCCCACGGCCUUCAUGCCGCUGACGUACGACCCGUACACGGCGCCCAAGGAGAUGGGCAUCAUGCGGGAGGUGGGCGAGCACGAGUUUGCGGGCGUCAACGCCGGCACCAUCGUGCAGCGCAUCAUGAAGAGCCGCGACAUGUACGAGGAGCGGCAGCGCAAGAAGGGCAUCAAGGCCGAGGGCGAGACCGCGGCGCGGGACCGCGAGAUGCUGGAGCAGGAGCAGGCGAGGCGCGAGGCCGAGCGGGCGCGCAAGUGA